AUGCUUAAGUCACUCAAAUAUCGGUACCGGCGUUUUCCACGGCUUGAUACCAAGUCUUCUGCAAUUUUGAACCACAACCGAGCUUUCAGCUCGCCCAAUUGUUUCCAAGAAGCAAACAAAAGCUUUAAGUGCGUAGGAGGCUCCAGAGUUGUCCGUAACGACACAAGUUCGGUAGCAGCGGACCGGGGUUUGACUCCGAACCAUAUUCAAAAACAGCUUUUUUUAGUUCCAAAAGUAGGAUCGACUGAUCAUAUUCAACAAGACGAAGUUCACACCGAUGGUUUGUUUGCUGGACACAAACCAUUGUUUUUGGGUAAUGCUUCGACCGAACCUAGAGGAUCCAGGAACAAUAUCAAAACGAUUUUUAGCACUUUGACUAAGGUCAAGAAAGUCACAGAAGGAUCCACUUCCGAAAUCGAUGUGCAAGGAAUAAUCAACGAUCUGAAAAGCGACGACAGUUCCUCAGAGACGGCAGUCAACUAUGAAGGAAUAAAAAAGCCGAUCAUUCCCUGGGAUGCAUCUAUAAGCGGCAUGGUUUACAACGACGAACCUUUCAAAGCUGUUCCUCGCACUGUUGUUGAUAGACUCAGACCAUACAAGCUGAUACGAGUCGAAAGAAAAAGCAAAUCCGCCAAGUUUAAAGCUCCAAAAAUGAUAAAGAUGAAAUUCCACAAUGCCAAAAUAAACGAUGAAACCUUUUUGGUUGACAUAAGCCAACCGAGAAACAGAAAUCCUGCAAAAACCCGGUCAACUGAGCCCGUUUCCAAAUCCAAGGAGAAAUUCACGCAGUUCAACAGCUCACUGAACCAGUUCAAGUUCAUCAGAGGUGAUCAACAUAUUUUCAAGACCGAUGUUACCAAAUUAAGCACUUUUUUGGCUAAAGAAUUCCAAAAGGCAACGAAACUUACCGUUGACACAGAAUUCACAAGAAACGAGCUUCCUUUGUACAUCUACAUCCAAAAUACGAUAUCCUCGAAGAUGCUCCUAAAAAGAUUCUUAUUAGGACGUAUCGUUGACCACACGAACCCACUGUUAAGAACCAUUUUGUCUUCUUACGGCAAUUCCCAGUACGGUGUAAAAUUCGAACAACGGGUAAGGUCAAAGAUUAAUUCCAUGGUCAACGAUAUUUCCGAAUAUUUGCCGUCAAUUUAUUUCAGCGGCAAUUCAAUCGAUUGUGUGUCCGGCCCGAGUCCCGUUGCAGGAUUUGGAAGGCUACACUGGCUCAAUUAUACAAAAAGACAUCGAGUUUUAUGGGGCAGCAAUAUUGACAACGACUUUGUUUUCAACAUCGAUGAGCAUUACAAGAUGAGUCGCAAUGGUGUUCGGUACAUGAAGCAUCCAAUCAGCUUACACUGUAGGACAUUUUAUGAGGCGUUUACGGAAUGGGAGUAG
This is a messenger RNA of Lachancea lanzarotensis, 1392 nucleotides long. RefSeq names its product LALA0S13e00936g1_1 (gene MRX6). Gene Ontology annotation, cellular component: mitochondrion. The record is from RefSeq and is a predicted model, not a curated record. Bases 1 to 1392 code for a protein of 463 amino acids. Lineage: Eukaryota; Fungi; Ascomycota; Saccharomycetes; Saccharomycetales; Saccharomycetaceae. The transcript has a single exon.